This is a messenger RNA of Lithohypha guttulata, 1698 nucleotides long. RefSeq lists its product as uncharacterized. The record is from RefSeq and is a predicted model, not a curated record. Gene Ontology annotation, biological process: transmembrane transport. Gene Ontology annotation, cellular component: plasma membrane. Gene Ontology annotation, molecular function: transmembrane transporter activity. Lineage: Eukaryota; Fungi; Ascomycota; Eurotiomycetes; Chaetothyriales; Trichomeriaceae. The transcript has 3 exons. Bases 1 to 1698 code for a protein of 565 amino acids.
AUGACCUCGAGCGCUACCUCCAAGUGUGAGGCCUCUCACCUUGAGAGGUUCGAUACAGGGGACUACGAAGGUCGCGUUCAUCUCAAGACCUACCUUGUUGUUCUGGCAAUCGAUUUCAUAUACUUUGUGCAAAUUUUCAACGUGGUCGGGGCCGGUUCACUGGGGACCAAUAUCACAUCUGUCAUCGGGGGUUCGAGCCACAUUGUCUGGUUCACGAGCUCCAUUACGGUCACCACGGUAGUGCUCUGUCCUCCAGUGAGCCAAGCUGCUGAUUAUUUUGGGAGAAAAUGGCUGCUUGUUAUCCUUACCACUUGCGGUGGUGUAGGCGCCAUCGUUAUCUCCAGAGCUCAAUCAAUUGGCGCCGCCAUCACCGGAUUCGCCCUAGGAGGCGUCUCGUUUGGUGCCCAAUCAAUUCUAUACGCCGUUGCGUCUGAAGUCCUGCCUCGAAAGUAUCGGUCCUGGGCACAAGCUAGCAUUCAGAUCGCGGGUUCUCUGGGUGGCAUAGUUGGUCUGCUUGCGGGAGGUGCUCUCGUCACCAACGACAGCACUGGCGGGUUCCGCACGUAUUUCUAUAUCGAUGCGGCAAUCUUCUUCGUUGCUGCCAUCCUAUGCGCCUUUUUCUACAACCCACCAAUACGAGAGCUUCAGACAUUACCGCUGCGAGAAAAGCUUCAGCGGCUCGACUGGAUUGGGUAUGCUCUACUGACCAUUGGGCUGCUUCUAUUUUGUAUCGGUCUAUCCUGGUCCCAGAACCCGUACUCGUGGCGAGACGCACACGUCCUUGCACCCUUUAUCGUCGGCGUCCUUGUGGCUAUCGCAUUCGUUGCCUACGAAUAUUAUAAGGCGGACGGCAUGGUUCACCGCAAACUUUUCCAGGACCGAAAUUUCGCCAUUUCCUUGGGAACCCUCGGUGUAGAGGGCUUGGUCUACUUCUCUGUCAACAACUACUUUGCCUUGGAGAUGAUUAUCUUGUUCCGUGCUGACGCUUUCCGAGCCGGUUUGCACUUUUCAAUAGUCUUCUAUGUCUACGUCGUGUCCGCUCUGCUCGCCGGCGUUUGGAUUACGUACCUGAAAUCCAUCCGCAUUCCAGCGGUCGUGGCGUUUGUGCUCUUCAUUGCCUUCUACAUUGCGAUGGCAACAGUCGACACGAGCACUCCAGUGCGGAACCUCUGGGCCUACCCCAUCCUGAUUGGCUUCGGGUUGAGUAUAUGUGUCGUGGUUCUGGUGACUGCUGCACAGUUCGCAGUACCACCCGAGCUAAUCUCCACUUCUUCCGGUCUGGUUACAUCUGUCAGAAGUCUUGGUGGCACAAUCGGCCUCGCGAUAUACAAUGCAAUCCUUAAUGCUACACUCGCAAAGCACCUGGAACCAAAGAUUGUUGGCGCUACGAUCCCCCUCGGCUUACCCGCAACUAGCCUAGGCGAACUGAUUCCUGCUCUUCUAACCGGCAAUCCCGCAGCUCUGGCUGCUGUUCCCGGUGUGACCUCAGAAAUCGUCGGUGCAGCUGGACUGGCGGUAGCCGAAACCUAUGUCCUGGGAUUUCGAUAUAUUUGGAUCGCCGCAGGGGCAUUCACCGUGGUGGCCUUAGUUGCGUCAUUAUUCCUUCGUGAUCCUAAGGCCGAUUUCAAUGGCCACAUCGAUGCUCCAAUCGAGAUCCGAGAUCAAGAGAAGAGUCGAGGAGAUAAGGUAUCAGCAUAG